AAAAGUACUUUGACUGCGCCACUGUUACACAGGCCGGAUGUACUUUUUACUUUUACAAGUGUACAUCUCUUAAAUCGGGUCUUUUCUGACUGGACUCUGGCAGCUGCUGCAGUCAGGAAACAGGAAGUUGAUUAACUGUGACGUAAAACAGCUAAACAAACAAACGGACUUCAGUACAAAAAGAAUCACUUUGAGCCCCAGAGGGCGCUGCUGUUCCUCCAGGCUGCUUCGGCAUGGCACGUGAUGACGUAAGCCUCUCAGUAUACGUCACGCCGGGGUGAAACCCGGGGGUCGGUGUCCGGAGGAGCACAGAGGAGCGGAGGAGCCGCCGAAGGAGCUGAGAGGAGCUGCCACGUCCAACAUGAGACUCAUCCUCAUCUCGCUGCUCUUCUCGCUCGGACUCGGUGCUCAGCAGCUGUCGCUGUCGGGGAUGUACGGCAGCCUGUGCUCACCAAACUUCCCGGAGCCGUAUCCCCGGGACAUGCAGCUGCGCUGGAACGUCAGCGUUCCUGACGGCUUCCAGAUCAAGCUCUACUUCAGCCACUUCGACCUGGAGCCGUCUUACCUGUGCGAGUACGACUACGUCAAGGUGGAGGCUGAGGGGGAGGUGCUGGCGUUGUUCUGUGGGAAGGAGCAGACGGACACGGAGGCGGUGCCGGCUCAGCAGGCCCUCACUUCCCCCAGAAACUCCCUCAGCCUCCUCUUCUCCUCCGACUUCUCCGACGAGGAGCGGUUCUCCGGGUUCGUGGCUCACUACAGCGCCGUGGACGUAGACGAGUGCAGCGAGCGGAGUGGCGAGGACGCGCUCUGCGAUCAUUUCUGCCACAACUACAUCGGAGGAUACUACUGCUCCUGUCGCUAUGGUUACCGGCUGCACUCUGACAACCACACCUGCAGAGUGGAGUGCAGCAGUGAUGUGUUCAGGGAACGCUCCGGAGUUCUGAGCAGCAUUGACUUCCCUGCUCCGUACCCAAAGAGCUGCGAGUGCUUGUACCGCAUCGAGGUGGAGGAUGGCUUCAGGCUCCGCCUCCAGUUUGACUCACACUUUGAUGUGGAGGAUCACCCUGACGUCAGCUGUCCCUAUGACUACAUUAAGAUUAAAGCAGGAAGUGCUGUGUUCGGUCCGUUCUGUGGCGAUCGAUCUCCAGGAGUCAUUCAGACCGACAGCAACGUGGCCUCCAUCGUGUUCCACAGCGAUAGCUCUGGAGAAAACCUCGGCUGGAGGCUCGGCUACACGGCUACAGGAAGUCAAUGUCCCGUGCCCAAUACUCCGCCCAACGCCCUGAUGAACCCCUUCCAAUCAGAAUACUUCUUUAAAGACCACAUCCUGUUCACCUGUGAGCCUGGAUACCACCUGCUGAAGGACGGAGGUCACCUGGAUCACUAUCAGAUCGACUGCCGGGCCGAUGGAUCGUGGAGCGACAGUCCUCCUCCGUGCCACAUGGUGGAUUGUGGGAGUCCAAAGAUGGUCGACAUGGCUGACGUGGUGUUUGGUAACCAUGACAACAGCACACUGUUCGGUGCGACCGUUCAGUACGUGUGCAGGGAGGGCGGCGUCCAGCUUAACACUUCAUACAGGUGUGGUCUGAGUGGAGACUGGGUUGAUUCAGAAGGAAGGAGCACAGUACCCACCUGUCUGCCAACCUGCGGCCAGCCAUCCCGCCCUCUCCCCCCUCAGGUGAAGCGGAUUGUGGGCGGUCGUAGCGCUGAGCCUGGCUUCUUCCCCUGGCAGGUCCUGCUCAGUGUGGAGGACCUGUCCAGGGUCCCAGAGGAUCGCUGGUUCGGCUCUGGGGCCCUGCUGUCGGAGUCCUGGGUCCUCACAGCUGCCCACAUCCUGCGGUCCCUGAGGAGGGACACCAGUGUCGUUCCCGUGGCCGCUGACCACGUCAAGGUCUUCCUUGGUCUCCAUGAUGCCAGAGACAAACGUCGGGCCACCAACCUCUCCGUAGACCGGAUCUUCCUCCACCCGGACUUCCAACCCAACAACUACAACAACGACAUCGCCCUGCUGAGGCUGAGUGAGCGGGUGGAGUUUAACCAACUCAUCCGUCCAGUCUGUCUCCCACUGCCUCACACACAGGAUGACCCCCUGGCACCUCCCCCCAACUCUCUGGGUGUGGUUGCUGGUUGGGGAAUCUCCAACCCCAAUGCCUCUGCUUCUUCCUCCCCCUCAUCCACUCUGACCUUUGACCCUGUGUCGGACACCGACCUCGAGAUGACCUCUGACCUCCUGCAGUAUGUGAAGCUGCCUGUGGUCUCCCAGGCCGAGUGUGAGGCGAGCUACGCCUCGCGCUCCGUCAGCUACAACAUCACUGACAACAUGUUCUGUGCCGGCUUCUUCGAGGGGGGGCGGGACACCUGCCUAGGGGACAGCGGGGGUGCAUUUGUAAUGGAGGACGAGGUCAGCCGGAGGUGGGCGGUGUUUGGGUUGGUGUCCUGGGGUGGACCAGAGGAGUGCGGGAGUCUGAGAGUGUAUGGAGUCUAUACCCGAGUGGCCAAAUACGUGGAGUGGAUACAGAGCCACCUUCACGCUGCCCCCUGGUGGUGAUGCUGGGUUUUUUAACACUUUGUUUUUAUUGGUAGUUUUGUAUAUUUUUUACAAAACAUUCAGACAUUAACAAGUACAGAGCACUAGGCUUGCAAAGAUGCAUUAAAAAAAAGGUAUCCAUUUAUGGUACAAUCAAAUCAAACAGGUGAAUUACAGCGAUGAUACUUUUGGUACCAGAAUUUAUAAUAUUUUUCCAUUCAAGUAAAGGUCCCAUUUUUUCCAUUACUUCUCAAAUUUAUCAGCAGCAAGUCUUAAUGAAAAAGUCUCUCCAUUGUGUAAAUUUCCUUGGUAAUGCCUAUCCAGUCCAAAAAUGACGGUGGAGCCACGUUUAGCCAUUUGCGAGUUAUGGCUUUCUUUGCACCAGCCAGUAGUUUUAAUAAAAGGUAUUUGUCCGAUUUCCUCAGUCCUUGGUAUGAGGGGAAACAUCAGCGAAAGGCCUGCUCAAAAUGACACCCUUGAGCGACAGUUGGAAAACAUCGCGGAACGG
Maylandia zebra (zebra mbuna) is the source of this 3035-nucleotide messenger RNA. It is a transcript of the gene masp1, whose product is annotated as MBL associated serine protease 1. Gene Ontology annotation, biological process: complement activation; proteolysis. The record is from RefSeq and is a predicted model, not a curated record. Gene Ontology annotation, molecular function: calcium ion binding; serine-type endopeptidase activity. Gene Ontology annotation, cellular component: extracellular region. NCBI's taxonomy places the organism in Eukaryota, Metazoa, Chordata, Actinopteri, Cichliformes, Cichlidae.